AUGCAGCACGCUGCUCCUGUAUAUCAAUCAUUGGGGGCCUCGGAAGUUCGCCUACUGCGGGUCUUGCCGGGUAAUGGUGUUAGUACUCUAAGCUGCGAGAUGAGAAGCAUUUCUCCAGAGCAUGAUGAUACACCAUAUAUCGCCCUCUCGUACGUCUGGGGCGACGACAGAUCUAAAAGUCUUCUGGCUCUGAACGGCGAGCCGAUGGCUAUUACAGCUAAUCUAUCCGUGUUACUCCGGCAUAUCCGGGAAUGGAAAUGUGGGCGGAAGACUCCCGAAACCCAAAAUGCUACUUUUCCAGAAUCUGUCCCUCCUCCCGAGACUCUGUUUCAGGAACACGAGUGGAUUUGGGCCGAUGCUUUAUGCAUAAAUCAAGCCGACAUUGAGGAAAAGUCGAGUCAAGUGCCACGUAUGGGUAUGAUAUAUCGGUCAGCAGCGCGAGUUGUAAUAUGGCUCGGAGGUAACGAAGGGUCAGAUGAAGAGGGGCAGAUCUAUGAAAUAUUUGAAUACGCCAACAAAAUGGCGACGCUGUCUUUGUCUUACCAGGACAUUGAAUCCUGUCGUCCAUACAUUGAGAGCCUGCACCGCCAAAUUGGAAACACGACCAAGGUUGAGAGAUUGUGCAAGGGCUUACUGGGCUUGUCGAAACGGCCAUGGUUCUAUCGGAUCUGGGUCCUGCAAGAGGCCGCCUUGGCAAGAGAACCUCCGAUUGUUAUUGCUGGUGGUUCUGCAACGACAUUCAACAAUCUACAUACCUUCUGGCUGGCAGUACAGACGUACUUGAUGGACGAUGUGCUUCGACUCUGGUAUAGCAUGCCACGAGAAAUGGACAAUCUGGUAUCUCUAAGAAGAUUGGUCCAGAACUGGGCACAAGAGGGGGAAACCAUGCGAGAAAAGUCUAUCACUGAUAUGUCCAGCUUGGUGUCGAACAGAUUGUAUAGAUUGUUGAACCGUCUUGGGGGUCAGUAUCGCUGUACGUUGCCGCAAGAUAUGAUAUACGGCUUGUUGGGCAUGAUCAGCAUCUCUGACCUCUCGUGUCUGCCAAAGCCAGAUUACCGCUGCCCCUGGCCCGAGGUGUUCGAGGACUACGCUCGUUGUCUCAUGGGAAAUACGGGUGAUUUGACGCUACUGUUGUCCUUGUCCCAAAGUCUAGAUGAUUCACCAAGCUGGGUGACGGAUUUUCGAGGGGUCAGGAUCUCGACGCACAAUUAUGGGGUAGAGAGAUCUCCUUUCACUCUGGCCAACAAUCCCUUCGCAGGCAAAGACCCGCGUCGGAUGAGACUAGAAGGCGUGGAGCUAUCUACAGUGGUCAGCAGUUAUCGCGCACCGUCUAUGGAUAUAAAUGGCGCAGGGGAACAAAAGCGCUCGCAAAGGGCUUUGCUAUCCUUUCGCCAAAUGGACCGAUUCAUAUUCAGACGCGCCUGUUUGAUUAAAAACGCUUCACAUAAAGACGUCGUCACAAGCUGGAUCGAGUCUUGGAUCAACUUUCAGCGAAUUCCUUCCCUGCUACCCGAACUGGACACGAUUUACGAAAUCUAUGACGAAUUUGCCAAGAAGGGUUUUGAUGGCGAUCACAUAUUCGCUUCUGCCUCAUCAGACAGCUUGAAAGCGCAAAAUACUGCGUCAAUGAUAUCGAGCUUGCUUAAAGCCAGUAGCGCCGGAUCAUACUUUGUGACUACUGACGGCAUGAUUGGUUUGCUGGCGAAAUUCAGCGGCAGAGCCGAACAAGGAGACAAGAUCUGUGUGUUCAAAGGCUUGGUAUAUCCAGCCUUGGUCCGUCCACUCGGCGACACAUACAAGUUCAUUGCAUCUGUCAAUCUGAAUGAUGGAAUAAAAAUGUACGAGAGGCUCACUCCUGAGCAUGCUUAUACUCAAGAGUUCUUUGAUAGCCACUAUUGUCAGGAGUUUGUCUUGGUGUGA
Messenger RNA from Pestalotiopsis fici W106-1, 1920 nucleotides. RefSeq lists its product as uncharacterized. The record is from RefSeq and is a predicted model, not a curated record. The transcript has a single exon. NCBI's taxonomy places the organism in Eukaryota, Fungi, Ascomycota, Sordariomycetes, Amphisphaeriales, Sporocadaceae. Bases 1 to 1920 code for a protein of 639 amino acids.